GUCAAUGCGUGUGGUGUGGAAUGUAUCUUGUAAAUCGGCAGGAGUGAGAGUACGCAUGGGAUUUAUCAUUUACUCACGAAACACUGCAUAAACAUAUGAGUGAAUUAUGAAACUGUGAAGUCGUGAAAGAUUGUCCCGGGUUUUGGACGUAGUGUCAUUAAUUCUUAGAGAGUGAUCGCAGGCGAAAAUAAAAAUUACUCCGUCGGUGUUUCUGUCCGCGACCUCGUGUAAACAUCGCAGCUGCCUAUUUGUGUGUCAUUGGAGAUAAUGAUUACUCAUUAUGUAAUUUGGAAUUAAGGAAAUGCUAUGGUGGAUGAGUUAAUUCCUCAAAAUCAAAGAACAGGCGGCUUUAUUCAAAAAUGACUGACACCUCUCCACCAUCAACUCUCGCCAGGAUAUUGAAUAGCGCAGUAACUUUUGUAAAAUGUAUAGCCCGGACAUUGUUUGUUCUCGUGAACAAUGUUUACUGCAUCCCAACGUAUGUUUUGUGGAUGGCAUUACUGUUUCCAGUCAAAGUAUACCAGCCUCAAAUUUACUGGCGCAUAGAAGGCCUGUUUUUCCAUUGGCUAUUAGCAAUGGUUUCCACGUGGACUUGGUCCGCUGGUUACGGCAUAAUCGAACAUGGCGAUGACAUUGAAAAAGUCAUCGAUGAGAGGACUUUGGUCAUCGCGAAUCAUCAAAGUACAGGAGAUGUUCCUAUGUUGAUGACCGUAUUCAAUGCGAAACCAACCGUUUUACCUAAUCUCAUGUGGAUUAUGGAUAGGAUCUUCAAGUAUACGAACUUCGGAAUUGUUUCCGUUUUACAUGAAGAUUUCUUCAUUGUGUCUGGUCGUAAAAAGAGAGAAGAGAGUUUACGGCAUCUGACCAAACACUUGAAGGAGUCUUACAUUCCUCGAAACAGGAAGUGGAUGGUUCUUUUCCCAGAAGGAGGUUUCUUGUGCAAGAGGCGAGAAAUUUCGCAAAACUAUGCAAAGAAAAAUAAUCUGCCAAUCCUCGAAAACGUUAGUCUGCCAAGAGUAGGAGCUAUGCAAACUAUUUUCGAUACAGUUGGCCCAACGCAAAACAAUAACUCGAACCAGCAGUUAAACAACAGAUCAAGUAUGACUGUAACUAAGCCUGAAAUUAGUUGGGUUCUUGAUAUAACGAUAGCAUAUCCUCAAGGAAAGCCUAUAGACCUACCUACUAUUAUAACUGGUUCAAGACCGCCUUGCGAUACAGUUUUGUUCUACAGAUUGUUUCCAAGUUCUGUGGUGCCACGAGAACCAGAGCUCUUAUCAAAGUGGUUACAUGAUCGCUGGGUCGAAAAGGAGAGCCUUUUAGAAAACUUUUAUAAACAUGGAUCAUUUGUUGGAACUAAUCAAACCGAAGGUUCAAAGAUCCAACAGGAUCCGUUACGAUUCCUAGUCCUUCAUUUAUUUUUCAUAACGUCUAGUUACAUUCACUACAACAUGCUCGCGUAUGUGUUUUCCUACAUUUGGUGAGAGGAUCCUAUCUUGGAUGGAGGAAAAAAAAAACUUUAGCACCCUGUCGAUAUCGGGACAGUGGAGCUCUAUGCACGAGUAAGAAAUUUCUGCCUUAUACAAUUUUCUGUUUUCUUUUUUAAAUACCUGAAAAUAAUGUUGUAUGAAAUUAUGCAAAUGCUCAUAAAAGUUUGGAAGGAGCGCGGACCAUCCUUGACUAAAGAAGGUAAUGAAAAACACGCCCAUUUAGACAAAGUAUUUCUAGAUCGCACAUUGCUAGGAAAUGAUUGAAAAUGGGGCUUGUCCCCCCGUUUCAUGUUCUCUUUCGACUGAUGGAGAACUCUGCCAUUUCAAUUCGAUGUAUCAUCGUAGACUGUGCACAAUUUUGUAGUUUAUUACUCUUACCAUCGUUUAUUUUAAUGUAGCGUUCUGAGAUUACUUUCCGUUGACGAGUCAACAACGAGUAGAUUAAUUAUGGCGGAACAUUUUUUUUUUCUUCUCCAAAAUUCCGCCAAUGUGAUUAUCAUCUCUCGAGUUUUCUGCGGUUAUCGAAGGCAGCUAGAAAUCUCGAAUGGAAUUCGUGUUUUAUUUGUAAUUUUUAAUUGAAGAAGGUAUAUCAAAGAGGCGUCCUGAAAAAUGAAUCAUAUCAGAGUAGUAUCUUUUCACUUGUUUUAGUACUUGUAUAUGCAACGUGUUGAUAAAUCCAUGAUCCAAUUGACUUUAACAUAGGGAUGUAAUCUUGGGUAAAUCGUCGAUUCCCAAUGUGAUCUGUUAUUGUCUCUAGAAGAAUGACGUUUUUAAGCCCACGUUUUUGCAAUUUCAGUGCUUUUGCACGUGACUUUUACAGCGUAAUAUAAGACUAAGGUGCAGUAAUUUUUACAAUAAAAAUUCGACGUUUUUUAACGAUUGGAAACUCCGUCCGUACAGUCUGCGCGGUUAUAGAAAACAGAAAAAAUGUAGGCUUUUAAGUGGCUUUAUAUAUGGUGUCGAAAGAGUUGUAAAAAUAUGCAACAAUCGUGCAGAUUGUAGGGAGCUGUAUUUUUUAUUGUAAAUUCGUCACAGUAGUGGGUUUACUUGGAUAGUGUAUAUCAAACAUUUUUACGAUUUAUCCUCUGAGAAUGCAAAGAGUGUGAAGUUGUGAGAAUCAAUAGUGAAGUGUGUGGAAUUUUCCGACUAUAAUAGUGAACGCGUAUUUAAAUUAAAUUUAGAACAGUUGUGCCUUGCUCACAUCGUCAGAAUUUCCGUACAGAAAAUUAUCAAUGGUGAUGAAUUUCCGAUCAACUUUUACUUAUCACUCGACUGUUUUCCGCAAAGGAGUUAUGGGUACUGUAUAAGUUCUGAAUUCAGUAGACUUGAAGCUGCCUAACUAUGAAAUAGUGAUUGCAUUCAAAUAUCUGAUCUUGAAAGUACGGAAAAAGUUUUCUUUUCUUUUUAUAUUUGUUUUUUUUAAAGAAAAGUUGUUCUCGCAAAGUAGGGUCUUUUUAGAGUAAAAAGACUUGUUAGUUUAGUAUUUAAUGUACUCUGUUAUGAAAUUCGUUUAAGAUUUAGAUUAUAUUAUUAUACAAAAGCAUGUGACAAUCUGGCCAUCCGUUCAGAGUUCUUUUGAUUAAUUACUAUGAAUACAUUUUAUUCUGAUUUCUAACUGUUUAUAACUAACAGUAUUAGCUGAAUAUUGAAUUUCAUAUACCGUUUUUAGUUGUGAAUUAUUGAAAACUUCUGAAUGGAAACGAAUCUUGCCAAAAAUUUGUUUUUAAAUCUGGAUUCUUUAAUCGAAAUUUUUAAUAAAACGCGAGACUGUGAUCGUCAAAGAGGAUCAAAGCAGAAAUGUCGAAAGUUUUCUACUGUUGCAACGACGAUUGAGAGUUACUCGCAUAGUUUGCAGUUCGGAUUUGCAUUUGUCUGCAUUUAAUUUAACGAGAGAAAUGAAGGUAUAUAUUUUAUAAAAAUCUACUUUGACAAAUCUAAUGUCGAAUCGCACUGCAGUUCGACUCAAGCUAAUCUUACGUGUGAUUUGAGCGAAUCAAAAUGUGGACCUGUGGCCACAAUUGGUGAUGGCACUCUGUGUGUCUCUUUUUUUUCUUUUUCUUUCGAUGGGCUACACAAUGAGACUGCACUUUACAAGAAUGUAAUAUCACGUAAAAGGUAUCGCUUUUUAAAAUGAUAAAACAUAACGGAGGUAUUUUUACACUUAAGCCAGCAAUUCUGAACUUUGACAUAUUACACAUUUCGAUUUAAAUUCCACGGAUCUUUCCUUUUGAUAAAGUUUUCUCCCGUUAUUUUGACUAAAACACUUACACUCUCUUGAUAAUAGUUGUUAUAACAACUAUUAUCCUAUAGGAUAAACACAAAAGUCUCGGCUAAUGAGGGAAGUGCGUAAAAUAUCGAUAUAGAGUACAACUCGGAUAAAAUUUCAAAUUUGUAUUCGUAAUUUUACUAGCUGUCAUUGUCAGAUGAAGAGUGAAAGUUGUGAGGUCGUGAAGGACGAGGAAUGACUUAGCAAAAUGGAUAAUAUGAUAGAUUGUGAUUUGGUGGAGACUUGCCGUUCUGAAAUGUUUAUCAGCAACAAGAAUCACACUGUUUUUAAGCAUAAUAAACAUACUUCUGGUCAUGCGUGGUAAAUGUAAUGUUAAGAUUAUUAAUAAUGUAAUAAUAAUUCUUGUAAAUAGAAUUCAAAGAAUAAAAGUUCAUGCGUGUA
Molecule: messenger RNA, 4155 nt
Organism: Belonocnema kinseyi
Lineage: Eukaryota; Metazoa; Arthropoda; Insecta; Hymenoptera; Cynipidae
Product: acyl-CoA:lysophosphatidylglycerol acyltransferase 1-like
Exons: 6
Coding region: 360-1481 (373 amino acids)
Cellular component (GO): endomembrane system
Molecular function (GO): acyltransferase activity
Source: RefSeq, a predicted model, not a curated record